GCACUAUAAAAGUAACGCAAUGCACGCAAUCCAUUUACAGUUGCAGUUCUGCCUCGAAGCCAAGCGAAUCAAAGCCAAGCAGACAUGAAACUUCUGAUUCUUACCACCACGCUGCUGGCUGUGGCCAGUGCCGCCCCCGGACUACUCGACUAUGGACUGGGACACACGGCGCCUGCCAUCAGCUACGGACAUGCUGCCCCAGCGAUCAGUUAUGCCCCAGCUCCGUCCUACAGUUAUGCGGCACAUGCGCCGUCCUACAGCUAUGCGGCACAUGCUCCGUCCUACAGCUAUGCUGCUCCCGCGGUGGUCAAGUCGUAUGCCACGCCCAUUGUUAAAUCAUAUGCUGCUGCGGCCAUUAGCUUCGCUGCACCUGCCGUAGUGAAGUCAUACGCCGCCCCAGCCAUUAGCUACGCAGCGCCUGCCGUAGUGAAGUCAUACGCCGCCCCAGCCAUUAGCUACGCAGCGCCUGCCGUAGUGAAGUCGUACGCCGCCCCAGCCAUUAGCUACGCAGCGCCUGCCGUAGUGAAGUCAUACGCCGCCCCAGCCAUUAGCUACGCUGCACCGACACUCCUGAAGUCGUACGGCGGCUAUGAUGACCACUUUGGUUAUCACUAAGCGGACGCUGCUCCAUCAGGGGAUGGGGAUGGACGCGGAUCAGGUCGAGAAGCCAGUUGUGAGGCAUGUAGCGGCAGCAGCCGAGGCACGUUC
This is a messenger RNA of Drosophila miranda, 708 nucleotides long. RefSeq names its product cuticle protein 16.5-like. NCBI's taxonomy places the organism in Eukaryota, Metazoa, Arthropoda, Insecta, Diptera, Drosophilidae. The record is from RefSeq and is a predicted model, not a curated record. Gene Ontology annotation, biological process: positive regulation of transcription by RNA polymerase II. The transcript is spliced from 2 exons. Gene Ontology annotation, cellular component: RNA polymerase II transcription regulator complex. Gene Ontology annotation, molecular function: transcription coactivator activity. Bases 85 to 615 code for a protein of 176 amino acids.